AUGUCGACAGAACAAGACUUGACUGCAGGUCCAGCGAGGCAGUCGCAUGACCCUCCCAUCUCCCGUCGAGGUCAAGUACGCCGUUCGAAGGCUGCCCGCCGACAUUACCGCCGACAUUUAGAGAAUGUCCAAAACCUACACAAACAGCUCGCAAAGUCAAGGGAAGGGUUAGUUAUCGAGCGAGUGGAUCUUCGGGGCAUACUGGAGGCCAUUCGUUUAUAUCGAGAGAGAGCUGGGAAUGACGAGGCUUCGUUUAUGACUAGCCUCAGGCAAUUUUGCGAGCAACAAGGCAUAUAUCUGCCGCCGGAUCUCCACGAAAAAUACCUGAAGGUUCAAGCAGCACGAGAUAUCAUUGGAAAACUUGAAGACGACUAUUCCGAAGCCCAGAAAGUAUUCAGUGCCUCAGAGUGGCGCUUCAUCGAAAAGGAAGACGACUUUUAUCAGUAUGACAUGCUGGAUUCCUUCCCAGAAGAUAGCGAUGAGAACGGUAACAGCGAGUUCUCGGACAGCGGGCCUACUACGCCACAUGCCAUCUCUCAACCAGCUGCUGAAGAUAUCACAGAGAGACUUACCCGCGACCUUAUCACUACUGCGAUGGAGAAGCGCCAGCUCGAAGAUCAGUUCAACGGCCUCCGGGAGCAAGAGAUGUUUCUCAUGGAUGACCAUAAACUACGGAUAAUCGCCGACUUUUCGACACCCCCGGAAAUAGAGAAGGAAAAGGACGGAAUUCAACGGCAAGCAAGCGUGGUCAUCGAGAAGCUCGUUGCUGUCGAUGUCAAAGAAAGAAAUCUGAAGCAAGAGCUGCUGAGUAGCAGUCGCCCUUCCCUUAUCAUUGGUCGCCGAGCCUCGGAUCCUUCGGGAUCGUCUACGAUGCCUUUACCAACUGCAAACAUUGAGACAAUAUCACGGGCGAAGACUGAAAGCAACCUAGCUAUGUAUGGGGACGAAAAUCCAAGCAACAGAAGAAGAGUCGGUCAGUGGCUACUUGAUACUAUGGACGCAUCUUCACUUGAGAAAGCUCGCUUCAAGGCUUUCCUCUCUGGCUUAUACAAUGAGGACCUUGACGAGUCCUCCUUUUGGCAGAUAAUGAUUCAGCGUUGGAAUGAUGAAACCUCUGGCAGUUCCGUCGCCCGGAGUGGAAGAGAUAGUCAGGUGUCGCACGUGAGUGCCGAAGAAAAUGGAUCUACAGCCGCAGGCAGAGAAAGGCCGAGCCCUUCUUCGAGUUCGAAACACACAGAAGCCACUUCGAGGCCGCCUGCCAUUGUUAAGCUUGCUCCUACACCACCCCAGAUAAAGUCGAAUGAAACACUUCCGGAUUCCGCGGGAAGCUCCGGCGAUACCGAUAGUCUCUAUAGAAAUGCUCGUCCCAGCAAUCAAGAGGAAACGGAGCCCCCUACACUGACACGAGAAGAUCAAUGCGUGCCAUCUCCGACACAUGAAGAAACUCCGACUCCGUCCUUAUCUCAUCCCUUGCAGGUAACUCUGCUGGAUAUGUCUCAAGUCAACCAAGAACCUAAUACCACACCAGCUCUUCCUUCUCCGCGCUUAGACUCGCAGGAAGUAGAUGGCAAAUCUAAGCCUACGCUAAAUCUUGACCCGAUUUACCUUGAACCCCCAAAUGAACAGACCCAGAAGCUCCGUAUCCAGCCUGAAAAAACCGAUGACCGGCCUCGAUCAGACCCAGGGGAUAUUGGAGACAUCAAAAUUGAUGUAAAUGAGUUCAAAUCUUUUGCGACUUUAAACCUGCCGUUCAGUGACCCUUUCAGACGAGCAGAAUAUAUGAGAACCCCUCCACCAGCGACCGCUGAGCCUUUCGGAAACAGCCACCAGCCGUGGACAUAUACACUGAAUGGACCCUCAGUGCCCAGUCCACCGCUCACGGUAGUUUCUACCUCUUCUCGCACGUUAGAAUUGUCAAGAUCCGCCUCGCCGAUGAACGAAAGUGGCGAGUCACAAGAAGUACGGAGAUCCUCUAGAGGAGAGCUGCCGCCUUCACCACAUCGAAGAUCACGUAGCGAAAGCAACACUGGGAGCAUAUACCCCCAAUCAAAUAGCCUACCAGUUCCCAAGAAAUUGCCUCCCGAAGGACCCGAUGGAGGACCUGAUCGUCACAAGAACAAAAAAUCACCGCGCUCUUGA
Mytilinidion resinicola is the source of this 2139-nucleotide messenger RNA. RefSeq lists its product as uncharacterized. The transcript has a single exon. Lineage: Eukaryota; Fungi; Ascomycota; Dothideomycetes; Mytilinidiales; Mytilinidiaceae. Bases 1 to 2139 code for a protein of 712 amino acids. The record is from RefSeq and is a predicted model, not a curated record.